AACAUCGAGGAAGAGCAGAAAGCAUAAACGAAAAGAAACGGUACUUCCUUAACAAUUGUUUUUGUAAACUAGGAAAGAAACAGCGACAGAAAGCGAAGAUUGUUUUGCUCCUUUGCUAUGCACUAUUUGCAAAAAAAACAAAAAUAAAUGUGAUGAUAGUACCGAUUUUUUUUCGUUUAUGUUUUCUGUUGCUCGGUGGUUCGGCGUUCGCUUACCAUAGGGUCAGUCAAGUAAGUACCCAUGUAAGGAUUAGUGGGGAAGGUAGUUCAACUACGGUCAAUCGCCACCUCCAGUACUACAGGGAAGCUUAUGGAAAUGCUGUCAAUGCUCAAGGGCCCUCGACAGUUUUAGAAACGGAAGUGGAGCGCAUAAUAAAUGUUGAGGAAAAUGACCCAGUAGCCGAUUUACAGCCAAUGCAGCCUAACAAUGUACUUACAUUUUUGGCCGAUAGAAUUCAGCGGAAUCAACGAACUUGUAUGUCAGAUGCAAUAAGUGCCAUUAGGCAAUACAUUGGGGGAAAAAAUGCUGAUCAUGAUAUUGACCCAAUGGAGUACUGGAAGAUUAAAGCGCAACAUAUUAAGCACAUCGCACAGAGAGAAAAUUUAGUAAAGCUGGGGAAAUUAUGGGCACACAUCGAUCCCGCCUUAAAAUAAAAAAUGUGGAUAUCUUCCUGUUCUUAAAUAAAACCAUCUGGCUCCUAGAUGGAUAGCUUUAAUAUUAUAUUUGGUGAAGAUUUUAGGUUUAAGUUGUUUAAAUACU
Drosophila mojavensis is the source of this 759-nucleotide messenger RNA. RefSeq lists its product as uncharacterized. Bases 153 to 653 code for a protein of 166 amino acids. The record is from RefSeq and is a predicted model, not a curated record. Lineage: Eukaryota; Metazoa; Arthropoda; Insecta; Diptera; Drosophilidae. The transcript has 2 exons.